Molecule: messenger RNA, 2181 nt
Organism: Anguilla anguilla (European eel)
Lineage: Eukaryota; Metazoa; Chordata; Actinopteri; Anguilliformes; Anguillidae
Product: heterogeneous nuclear ribonucleoprotein H-like
Exons: 11
Coding region: 135-1385 (416 amino acids)
Biological process (GO): regulation of RNA splicing
Cellular component (GO): nucleoplasm; ribonucleoprotein complex
Molecular function (GO): RNA binding
Source: RefSeq, a predicted model, not a curated record
GAUCGAUGAGGGUAGUAUGUAACGUAGCACUGCGCAUGCGCUCAAAACGAUAGUUAACGUAGUGGAAAGUAGCCACGCCGUGCACUGCAACAUCAAGAAAAUCAAGCUAAUAAGUUAACUCGCAGCUAUUGAUCAUGGCCGAUGGGGAGGGAUUCGUUGUGCGCAUACGCGGACUGCCGUGGUCCUGCUCUGUGGAUGAAGUGCAGAGGUUUUUCUCAGACUGUAAGAUCGCCAGCAACGGCACGAGCAUCCACUUCACGUACACGCGCGAGGGCCGGCCCAGCGGCGAGGCCUUCGUGGAGAUGGAGUCGGAGGACGACGUGAAGAUCGCCGUCAAGAAAGACCGAGAGACCAUGGGCCACCGAUACGUGGAAGUGUUCAAGUCCAACAACGUGGAGAUGGACUGGGUGAUGAAGCACACGGGGCCCAACUCCCCCGAGACGGAGGGGGACGGCCUGGUGCGCCUCCGUGGGCUCCCCUUCGGCUGCAGCAAGGAGGAGAUCGUGCAGUUCUUCUCAGGGUUGGAAAUCGUGCCAAAUGGGAUUACAUUGCCGGUGGACUUCCAGGGGCGGAGUACGGGGGAGGCCUUCGUGCAGUUUGCGUCUCAGGAUAUAGCCGAAAAGGCUCUAAAGAAACACAAGGAAAGAAUAGGGCACAGGUACAUCGAGAUUUUCAAGAGCAGCCGGGCGGAGGUGCGGACGAACUACGAGCCCCCCCGCAAGGCCAUGGGCAUGCAGCGGCCCGGCCCCUACGACCGGCCCGGGGGCGGGCGGGGCUACAACAGCGCGGGCCGCGGCGGCUCCUUCGAUCGCAUGCGCCGGGGCGGCUACGGCGUAGGUGAGGGCGUGUCGGACGGGCGCUAUGGCGACAGCGGCUCCUCCUUCCAGAGCACGACCGGCCACUGCGUUCACAUGAGAGGGCUUCCGUACCGCGCCACUGAGACCGACAUCUACAGUUUCUUCUCUCCGCUGAACCCGGUGCGCGUGCACAUCGAGAUCGGCCCAGACGGACGUGUGACUGGCGAGGCGGACGUCGAGUUCGCCACCCACGAGGACGCCGUCGCCGCCAUGUCCAAGGACAAAGCCAACAUGCAGCACCGCUACGUUGAGCUGUUUCUGAACUCCACCGCUGGAGGAAACAACGGGUCCUACGGCAGUCAGAUGAUGGGGGCCAUGACCAACCAGUCCACCUACGGGCCCAGCAGCCAGCAGCUGAGCACGGGCUACAGCGGGGGCUACAGCAGCCAGACGGGCAUGGGGGGCUACAGUGACUACAGUAAUCAGAGCGGAAUGAACAGCAGUUACUAUGGAGGCGGCAGCCGGGGUUCCGUGGGCAUGAACGGGCUGAACGGCAGCAUGAGCAUGGGGGCUGGGUGGGGCAUGUAGGAGCAGGAGGGGGGGGGGGGGGGUGGAGGGGCCGGGGGUGCUGUUGGAGUGCCAGCACUGAUGAUAAAGGGGCCCCUUGAGCUACUGGUUUUUUAAUUUUAUUUUUCUUUGUGUUGGAGAGGCGUUAAAAUUCUGUACAGAGAGCAGGGUGGGGAGGUUUUCUAAAAUGCUUGUGUGAGACAGAGGGGGAGGGGAUUCACCAAACUUGACUGGCAAUAGUUUUCUUUAUAAACCCCCCCCCCCCCAUAGACUGAAUUUCACCGUGUUUAUAGAAUUGUUUCUUUUCUUUUUUUUAUAUAGAGUUAAAUUGAAACCAUUGGGGGAUUUUAGUCCCUGUACAUUUUUCCUGUAAGUGAAUGGUGGGUCAAGUUGAAGGCUGAGAGACUGUGUGCGUGUGUCGUCCCUGUAAAAGUGCAUGAACCAAAACAUGCUUUGUAAAUAUAAUCCACAUGUGACUUUUUUCCCCCUUUUUCUUUUUCUGGGUUUACAGACAUUUCCACCGUUCUUUAUUGAGGCUAACGACCGUUAAUCCGGAGUGAAUUUGGGUUUUUAUAUUACAAAUGAGCAUGUUUGAAUUGCCUUUUUAAAAAAAUAACAAAAAUUGGUGGGGAGAAAAAACACGUUUUGAGAAUGGGGAGGGGUGGGGUACUUCAGAUGCAAUACAAACAGCAAAAAUAAUUUUAAUCAUUUCUUCUGUUGUAAUAGAAGUUCCAAAUCCCUCUGUUAAAUGAUAUUUUUUGUUAUUUUUUGUUUGUGGUUCUUGUAUUGCGCAGAGUAAAUAAACAUGUCACUUGGA